Myripristis murdjan (pinecone soldierfish) is the source of this 1658-nucleotide messenger RNA. RefSeq names its product lysophosphatidic acid receptor 4. Gene Ontology annotation, cellular component: plasma membrane. Bases 157 to 1122 code for a protein of 321 amino acids. Lineage: Eukaryota; Metazoa; Chordata; Actinopteri; Holocentriformes; Holocentridae. The record is from RefSeq and is a predicted model, not a curated record. The transcript has 2 exons. Gene Ontology annotation, molecular function: G protein-coupled receptor activity. Gene Ontology annotation, biological process: phospholipase C-activating G protein-coupled receptor signaling pathway; positive regulation of Rho protein signal transduction.
CAGAAGUCACUAUGACACACUGAUUGACUGACAGACGGACGGACAGAUAGACUGACCACAGCACUGAGGGAUUACUCCUGCCUUCCUCUUCCUCCUCCUUUGUUCUGGGUUUCUGCUCCCCUAUCUGCUCCCCUGUAGUCCGUCCAGCAGGUCGCGAUGUCUGCCGCCAACAGCAGCGGUAGCCAGCCCAACGACACAACAGGCCACGCUGACAUGAUCUUCGUCAGCGUUUACAGCAUCAUCUCUGUGGUGGGUUUCGUUCUCAACGUCAUGGCGCUUGUUGUGUUUUUCCGCCACGCCAAGUCCAGAUCACACACCACUGUUUACAUGACCAACCUGGCCAUAGCGGAUCUAGUCCUGAUCUUGUCGCUGCCCAUGAGGAUCUACCACCACCUGGGGUUUCCUGACCUCCCUCAGCGCCUGUGCGACUGGGCUGGCCUCAUCCUCUUGGCCAACAUGUACGGCAGCAUCAUCCUCCUGACUUGCAUCUGCUUCGACCGCUGCAUGGCUGUCACCUUCCCCAUGUCCCAUCGUGUCCGGGAGGGGAGGAAGAAAGCCCCGCUGGUUUGUGUCGGGGUGUGGAUACUCACCUUCAGCACUAGUGUGCCCAUUUACCUCUUCAAAUCGCAAAAAGACUACAAGGAGAGGCACUGCUUUGGGGGCCUGCCGAUUUAUAUCGUGCAGCCGGUGGCGUUUUUUCCCACGCUGUCCAUAGGGUUUGGAAUCCCGUUGACGGUGAUGCUAAUCUGCUCUUGGGGUUUACUGCGGGCCAUCCGGCAGAGCACCGUUGCCCAGACCGAACUAGUCGACAGCAAGAAGAUCCAAAGGAUGAUCGCUGCCAGCCUCCUCAUCUUCCUCCUCAGCUUCCUCCCUUAUCAUACUGUCCUGAUCCUCCUCUAUCACAAUGGCGUAGCACCUGUGUCACCUGCCCUGCUGGCCUCAUACCAGUACAGCCUGAUGGUGGCAUGUCUGAAUGCCAUGUUAGACCCCAUUGUGUACUAUUUCACCACAUCGACGUUUAGGGAGAAGGUAGACAUGGAAGCUAUGAGGAAGAUGGUCCAGCUGAACAGUCACAGCUCCAUGGAGGCCAACAGCAAAAACAAGGCGCCCAUCAACACUUAGCAGAGCGUGAACUGUCACAUGCAGCACCAUGGAAUACUUCUCGACUGCCAUCGAUAAAACCCAAGUUGGUUAUAAACGUAAACAACAGAAGCAAAAGGAAAUCGAUGUUCAGUGGACAUGAUCAAAAACAGAAAUUAAAAUUAAUAUAUACCUCUUGGAUUCUUCAAAUGCUAACUGCUCAAAAUGGCCCAAAAGGGCAUAGAAAUGUUGACUUUUUAAAGAGAUUAUCAAGGGUAGAGCUAUUUUUGUGUGGUCUCAGUUCUGUGUUCGUCCUCACUCACAAGGGUGAUACAGGAAGUCUAGAAGUUCCUGGAUCCACAGCCAUUUGAGCAAAACUAUAAUUUCUGUGCACUUGGUAAUUGUCAAUUAAAUAACAUCAAAAAGGGUGAGCCCUUUAGGACUAUGUGCCCCUGUGUUGCAUUGGUGCAGAUUUGAAAAAGUGUUAGGCUGCAAACAACUAAAAACAGGCCGUCAAAGACCCUUCAGAAUCACAUUUGGGCGACAAGGGUUCUUUUGAAAAGAUUAAUUGCCUGAUA